AUGAUGGCUAGCUAUCCCGAGCCCGAGGACGCCGCGGGGGCCCUGCUGGCCCCGGAGACCGGCCGCGCAGCCAAGGAGCCCGAGGCGCCGCCGCCGCCGAGCCCGGGCAAGGGUGGCGGCGGCGGCGCCGGGACAGCCCCAGAGAAACCGGACCCGGCGCAGAAGCCCCCAUACUCGUACGUGGCGCUCAUCGCCAUGGCGAUCCGUGAGAGCGCCGAGAAGAGGCUCACGCUGUCCGGCAUCUACCAGUACAUUAUCGCCAAGUUCCCGUUCUACGAGAAGAACAAGAAGGGCUGGCAGAAUAGCAUCCGCCACAACCUCAGCCUCAACGAGUGCUUCAUCAAGGUGCCGCGCGAGGGCGGCGGCGAGCGCAAGGGCAACUACUGGACGCUGGACCCGGCCUGCGAGGACAUGUUCGAGAAGGGCAACUACCGGCGCCGCCGCCGCAUGAAACGACCCUUCAGGCCGCCGCCCGCGCAUUUCCAGCCGGGCAAGGGGCUCUUUGGGGCCGGAGGUGCCGCGGGUGGCUGCGGCGUGGCAGGCGCGGGGACCGACGGCUACGGCUACCUGGCGCCCCCCAAGUACCUGCAGUCCGGCUUCCUCAACAACUCGUGGCCGCUGCCGCAGCCGCCCUCGCCCAUGCCCUACGCCUCGUGCCAGAUGGCGGCGGCCGCGGCGGCGGCGGCCGCAGCAGCGGCGGCCGCAGGCCCGGGCAGCCCAGGCGCGGCCGCUGUGGUCAAGGGGCUGGCGGGCCCGGCUGCCUCGUACGGGCCGUACUCACGCGUGCAGAGCAUGGCGCUGCCUCCCGGCGUAGUGAACUCGUACAACGGCCUGGGAGGCCCGCCCGCCGCGCCCCCGCCGCCGCCGCCGCCUCACCCCCACUCACACCCGCACGCACACCAUCUGCACGCGGCUGCCGCACCCCCGCCGGCCCCGCCGCACCACGGGGCCGCCGCACCGCCCCCCGGCCAGCUCAGCCCCGCCAGCCCGGCUACUGCCGCGCCCCCGGCGCCCGCGCCCACCAACGCACCCGGCCUGCAGUUCGCCUGCGCCCGGCAGCCCGAGCUCGCCAUGAUGCAUUGCUCUUACUGGGACCACGACAGCAAGACCGGCGCGCUGCACUCGCGCCUCGAUCUCUGA
Messenger RNA from Lagenorhynchus albirostris (white-beaked dolphin), 1140 nucleotides. RefSeq names its product forkhead box L2 (gene FOXL2). The record is from RefSeq and is a predicted model, not a curated record. Lineage: Eukaryota; Metazoa; Chordata; Mammalia; Artiodactyla; Delphinidae. The coding region runs from base 1 to 1140 and encodes 379 amino acids. The transcript has a single exon. Gene Ontology annotation, molecular function: DNA-binding transcription factor activity, RNA polymerase II-specific; RNA polymerase II cis-regulatory region sequence-specific DNA binding. Gene Ontology annotation, biological process: regulation of transcription by RNA polymerase II; cell differentiation; anatomical structure morphogenesis.